Molecule: messenger RNA, 2840 nt
Organism: Dreissena polymorpha
Lineage: Eukaryota; Metazoa; Mollusca; Bivalvia; Myida; Dreissenidae
Product: iron-sulfur cluster co-chaperone protein HscB-like
Exons: 2
Coding region: 7-801 (264 amino acids)
Biological process (GO): [2Fe-2S] cluster assembly; protein complex oligomerization
Cellular component (GO): mitochondrion
Molecular function (GO): protein-folding chaperone binding; ATPase activator activity
Source: RefSeq, a predicted model, not a curated record
CUUAAAAUGGCGGCUCCCAUGUCCCGAUUUGUAAACAGGAUUGUGCAUAGAAAAUUUAAAGAUUACUCGCUUCCAGCCUUUUCUCGUCAUAAAUUGCUAUAUUUGUCAGUUUUAAAUACUAAGAAAUUCACAAACGUAUAUCUUCAAGUUAACGUUUUACCUAAACUAAAGCCAGUAUUUAGAGGACUUUCCGAUCAAAGACAUGCUCGUAAGUGUUGGAAAUGUUCUAAACUUACUAAUGAGGAAACGGAUCUGUUCUUUUGCAAGUGUGGGGUCGUUCAGGCCGUUCCGUCUGAUCUAGACUAUUUUGAAGUUAUGGCUCUGCCGCAUUCGUUUGAUAUCGACAUCAACAAUCUCACAAAGCUCUACAAGGACCUUCAGUGGAAAUUGCAUCCAGAUAAAUUCUCUCAAAAAUCUAAGGAGGAGCAAACUCACGCUGCGAUCCAAUCCUCAUUUAUUAACAAGGCUUACUUUACGCUGCUGAAGCCACUUUCAAGGGGUCUCUAUCUUUUAGAAUUACAAGGCAAUCCUGUUGAUGAGAAAAACACUUCUGUUGAUCCUGAAUUCCUCAUGGAGAUCAUGGAAAUCAACGAAGACGUCAUAGAAGUAGCAUCAAAAUCUGUGGUCCUGACAGAGAUUGAGAAUGUCAACAGGUCUAAAAUGGAUGCGUGUAUCAAACUUAUAUCAAAGGCAUUCAAAGAGGAUGAUAUUUUGGUUGCAAAAGAACAAUUGGUGAAAUUAAAGUAUUAUUCUAAGGUUGAUGACACAAUUAAAGAUGUUCAUCGAAGCAAGAUGGGCUAAAAUUUAAUACAGUGAAAAAUAAACUGAAAAGAUAUGGUUUCAUUUUGAAAAAUGUAUAGUUUUAUUGAAGUGUGUGUGUUUUUCUACUCAUGUUGUUGUUUUUUGACAGUAUUAUUGUUGUUUGCCUCAUAGUAAUUAUAUUUAUAAAAGUAUAUUCUAACUCUGUGAUCAUGCUAGCAUUUGUCAUUUGAGCCAUUUACGAAAAUAUUGAAAAUGGGCUCAUCAAAAUUAUGUUUUGCAAAAAAUGCUAAAAUCCUGUAAUCUGUUUUCAUGCUUUUCUAGCUGUUUCACUACAAGUAACUUAAACCAUUUCAAGGUUUAGACUUGUUUUUCAUCCAUCUGUUUUUAAGAUAAUUGCUGGUAUAAGCUUAAUCAUAAACUGGAUGUUCAUUUCAUCCAUUAACCAACUAUGCAAUUGUAGGAGUUCUACAUUGUUGUGAUUUCACUUCCAUUCGGCUGAUUUGCUCUUACAAUGUCAAACUUAUUUGACCAAUAGUUAUAAGCUUUUCUGGAGCUUAGUCCAAAUGAAGAGUUUAAUUUAAUCCUGUAAGGGGGGAUAGGACAUUUUCCUCCCCUUAGAUAUAAGCUUUUCUGGAGCUUAGUCUAAAUGAAGAGUUAAAUUGAAUCCUGUAAGGGGGGAUAGGGCAUUUUCCUCCCCUUAGAUAUAAGCUUUUCUGGAGCUUUGUCCAAAUGAAAAGUUUAAUUCUUUCAGUGCUGGAACCGAAUUUUGAAGACCUUUGCAAACAGUUUGGAUCCAGAUGAGACGCCACAAAACGUGGUGUCUCAUCAGGAUCCAAACUGUUUGCUAUUCUGAUAGUAUUCUUUGAAAACAAUUCGAAGAAAAUGCGAAUAAUAGAAAUUCAGCAGACGACAAAUUUCCCAGCAUGCAAAGGGUUUAUUGAAUCCUGUAAUAUGAAUCCUGUAAUAGAGGGGUGGGGGAUAAGGCAUUUUCCUCCCCUGAGGCCGUUCUUUAUUCAUAUUCCUGGUUUAAUCAUUUGUUAUUGUUUUCUGAAUUGAUGAUCUUAACUACUUUGAUAACUUCCUGUAUCUUAAAAUUAGGAUUACGUUAUAUGCCUUAAAGCGGCCUUUUCACGUUUGGGUAAAUUGACAAAAUUGAAAAAAGUUGUUUCAGAUUCGCAAAUUUUCGUUUUAGUUAUGAUAUUUGUGAGGAAACAGUAAUACUGUUUCUUUACCAUGCUCUAAAAUAGCCAUUAUAUGCAUCUUUUGACGAUUUAAAAACCCGAAAAUUAUAAAGCGUUGCAACGCGAAACGAAAUAAUUAUUUGGAGAGUUCUGUUGUUGUCAUUAUAUUUUGUGAAACUACGAGGAUUGCCUAUAUAAAGUAUAAAAUACAUCUAGCAUUGUAUUCGGAAGAAUAGCCGAGUGGUUUAAGCAGAAGACUUUACUCCAGGGGUCAGUGGUUCGAGCCCUGCUGAGGGUUACCUUUUGUUCUUUUUAUUUAAAUUUUAUUCUUGUUUUUUUACUGAAGCUUUUUGUAUCCAAUGUUUACAUUUAUCAAUAUAAAGCAUUUAAUGACAAACUUCAAAACAUGCCAAAAUCUGUGAAAAGGCCCCUUUAAUGGGGAAUGACAGGAGGACUAAUGCAUCUUUUACCCAGUAAUAAUUAAUAUUUCUAUUUUUGAAUUUCAAUAUUGUUUGUCACUUUAAAUUCAUUAUUAUUUUUGUAAACUUGUGGUGGUAUGACUCCUGAUUUUACCUUUCGCAUAUCCAAAUAUUAUCUUUGGAAAAAAAAUGUCAUAACAUGUGCGUGUGUUUCGACGGAAGAAACGCCACCCAUUCGGUAUGGUGACCACAAACAAAGCUUGAACCCUUGUCAUCUAGGUGAGGAGCAAAGGCCCGCAACUCUUACUACUUACAAUUUUCAUCUAUGUUGUGGUUCGUUUCCUUUACGACAUGGUGCACUAUAAUAAAACACAGUCGUGGUAUGCAUUUAUAUAUGUUUUAUACUCAAUCGUUUCUGAUAAUUAGAUAUGUACAAGAUUCCUAUACAUGCUAUAUUGAUUAAAUGAAAACAACUGCA